AUGAAUCGAUGUCGGACAGUGAUUUUUGAAAUAGAAGAUAACUUAGUUGAAGUUAAUAAUAAUAAUACUGAUGAAACAAAUAUUUCAUUGUGUGAGAUACUAAAGCAUUCCAAAAAUUCUGACAAGCAAACGGAUAAACAAGGUGGAAAACGGAAACGUAGUACAUCUCCUUAUGGAAAAACAAAAAGGGUACGAUGGACAGAAGAUGAGAAAAAAACAGCGCUUUCUGCGUUUGCACAACAUAUGGAAAAUUAUACAUUGCCGUCUCUAAAAGAGAUUCAAGAAGUAAAGAAAAAAUAUAUUUCUCUGGCUCGUCGUACAUCGCCGCAAAUCAAAACGUGGCUGCAUAAUAAACUGAAAAACCCUGCGACAACAAUAGUGUAA
Messenger RNA from Camponotus floridanus (Florida carpenter ant), 384 nucleotides. RefSeq lists its product as uncharacterized. The record is from RefSeq and is a predicted model, not a curated record. Lineage: Eukaryota; Metazoa; Arthropoda; Insecta; Hymenoptera; Formicidae. The coding region runs from base 1 to 384 and encodes 127 amino acids. The transcript has 3 exons.